AUGAAGCGUGGAGGAAAGAGAAAACUCUCCACUGUAAGCGCUGCUUCUGAGAUACAGCCGCCAUCUUACGAGCAUGCAACAGGCACUGAGAAUGAAAAAACACCCUUGAUAGGUACCAAUGAGAAGCACACUGGGGACGAUAAAGACCUCGUCUCUGCAGCGGAAGCAUUAACGCAACUAACUCAGCUAAACUCCAAUGUCAAUAGCUCAUCUACCUCAUUAAACAGUAGACUAUCAACUCCUCCAAUCAUCUCGAUAGGAAAUGGGGUACACAAUGGAGGCUCUAGUGUAUCUUCUCCGGUAGUAUCAAACUUUCUGAUAGAGAAGCAAAAUGUUCUUCCACCUAUUCAACAACAGCACCCAUUGGUGGAAAGAGUGAAUAAGGUGUCCAGGCAUCCUCUUGUUACUAAUGCAGUUAAGUAUUAUGACUACUCCAAGCGAAAUUACGCUUCAUUCAACUAUGCAGCAGAGUUUGUUGAAAAAGCAGCAUUACCAGUUGUGAAUAAAAUCGAAGUGAACUUAAACAACCGAUAUCAGGCAAAAAAAGCUAAGCAAGAAGCUAGAAAAGGUACAUCGAAAAAGAGAAGAAAAGUGAAUCAACAUUAUGCCACUUCUGCCACCUCUUCCCCUUCACUUUCACCUUCUCUUCCCCCAGCUCCCGCACCAUCAUUUGCAUCCAGUGCACCAUUUAGUUCAAGCGGAAGAAAUAGUUUAACUUAUAGUGAUACUAACGUAUCUAUUGAAACAAAGAAAAGGUUACAGUUUUGCUUACAUAUAUUGAAGCUUGCUAACGAAAAGAUUAAUAACCUGGUGCUGGUACUACAACAGAGAGUCGUUACCAAAGAAAUCGAGGCAAAGGAAAAAAGAGAGGCUGCCUCUGCUGCUGACGUCAAGCAAGAUGAAGCUCAAAGAACCAAUACUGAAAUAGUUACUACCGUUAAGAAUAUUAUACGAUUGAUUUCGAACUUCAAACCUUCGUCAUUGGCUACGAAGGACGAACAGAAUGAAUCAGCGAUUGACGAGAAAAACGGACUUACGCCUGUUAAUAGCCACGCUAAUUCAGUUAGUUCCAGAAAAAAUUCCACAGAUGACGAUCAACUAAAGGGAACUAUCAGAGAUAUAAUAUUGGCGCUUCCUGCUACUAUUCAGCAAUCAUCAAGCGGGAACACCCAAACAAACGAUAGGGUAUUAGUCUUUGCAAAGGAGUCUUUAGAUAUGAUCUCCAGGUUGACGGUGGUGUUUAAUAAUCAACUUGAAAAGGCAGAGGCAUGGGUUGCAGGAGAACAACAGGAACAAGAGAAUCAACAAAUUGAGAAAAGAUCGAUUCUUACUGAAAAAGUGUUAGGAGAGGAGCUUGAUAGUGGAAGUACGUCAGAGUCUACGACAGAUGGUGAGAACACAUUAUCUGGAUUUGGAUGUAGAUAG
Messenger RNA from Dujonia railenensis, 1425 nucleotides. Lineage: Eukaryota; Fungi; Ascomycota; Pichiomycetes; Serinales; Debaryomycetaceae. The record is from the annotation of a GenBank genome assembly.